This is a messenger RNA of Octopus bimaculoides (California two-spot octopus), 946 nucleotides long. RefSeq lists its product as uncharacterized. The record is from RefSeq and is a predicted model, not a curated record. Gene Ontology annotation, biological process: regulation of synaptic transmission, cholinergic; sleep; positive regulation of voltage-gated potassium channel activity. Lineage: Eukaryota; Metazoa; Mollusca; Cephalopoda; Octopoda; Octopodidae.
UAGGCGGUAUCAACGACAAAACGUCCCUCCUGAAUGUCGUGUCUCGUCCAACUUCGGAAGUCUGACAAGAGAUACUAAAACAAAACAAAACGGAAUUAAUAAUAAAAAAGAUGGGCUUUUAUACUUUCCUUGGCCCUCUGUUCUUAUUAAUAGUUCUCGUAAAUAAAUCAAGCGCCAUCAAGUGUUAUUCCUGUUCUUCAUUCGACGACCUAAAUUGUGGAGAUGCAUUUGACUUCAAGUAUGUGAAGGCUUAUGCUUGCGCAGGAUCUUGUAAAAAGACAAGAGGAUUAACCAAAAACAAUGAUGCAGAAAUAAACAGAAUGUGUUCCUCGCUAGAAAAGGAUUCUUGCUACUCUUCACCUUACAACGACAUUGAUGUUACGGCUUGUGUCUGCAACACAGAUUACUGCAAUUCAGCACCACUAAAACACGUCUCUAGUAUCACUUUAAACUUUUGUCUGGCUACUCUUACAUAUCUUCUAAUACAUCCAUGAAAUCAGAUUUUGCAUUCCAUUCAUUUGAUUUCAUAUCAUUUAAUUCAUAUCACAUCAUGUCAUAAUAAGCACUUUCUUCAUAUCAACUUUGCCUUUCAUCCUUUCAGGGUCGAUUAAAUAAGUACCAGUUAUACACUGGGGUCAAUGUAAUCAACAUAAUCCUUUCCCCCAAAUUUGAGGCCUUGUGUUUCCAGUAGAAAGGAUUAUUCUAAUGGUUGUUGCAACAUCCUUUAAGCUUUAAUCUUUACACCCUGAUAAGUUUCAGUCAUUGAAUUACCACCUUCUUAAUGCAAAUCCUUCAAGUUUUGUUUGAAUUAAUGUCCCAAAGAUACUAUCAAUAAACCUGGCUCAACCAGUAAUGCUUCUUGAUUUAUGAAUGGCUUAGAAAAUUAUUUUAAAUAUAAGGUUAGGAGCUCAAAAUUUGAUACAACUUUUGCUUAGGGUUCAUUACU